This is a messenger RNA of Paramecium pentaurelia, 849 nucleotides long. The record is from the annotation of a GenBank genome assembly. Lineage: Eukaryota; Ciliophora; Oligohymenophorea; Peniculida; Parameciidae.
AUGAUCAACAUGAUAGGAUUUCUUUUAUUAGUUAUAGAAACCUAAACCAUAACCUUGGAAUUGAACUAAUUUUACGAGUGCUCAUGUGAACACUUAUUAACAGCCUAAGAUUGCUUAAUAACUUUUUGCAAUUGGAACAAUAAUGAAGAAAAAUGCUCAAAUAAAUCUUGUAAUGAGUUCAAUUAAGGUGAUUGUCAAGGUGUUCCAGAUUCAUUUGGUUGCAUUUGGAAUUACAAUUCUAAUGAAUGUUAAAACUUUAAGAAUUGUUCUGAUUAUAGUUUUCCAAUUACCUAAGCUUCUAAUUGUUAUGGAUUGAUAAAAUGUUAAGCUAAUAUUGAUUCAAUUGAUUAAACAGCUGAUACUGUAAAAUGUAUGGAUAAGAGUAAUGAUUCUGCUAGGAGUAUUGCCAAAUGUGACUAGAUACCUUAUAGAGAUUGUGAAUGGCUUGUAACUGAUGAUAAUAAAAAAUGUGUUAGAAAUAUUUAAACUUAAACUUGUGAAACAAAAACAAUAAAUUAAUGUUCUGAUUAUAAAACAUUAGAUGAAUGUGAUAUGAAUACUUGUUAUUGGAAUGAUUCAUGCAAUUCUUUAGAUUGUUCUAAAUUAUCAGAAAAAAAUUGCCAAUUCUAUUUUUCCUUUGAUUCAAAAAAUAUUACAUUAUGUACUUGGAAAGAUAACCAAUGUGUUGAAUUAGAACCAGAAACUUUAUAAUAAAAUUAAUGUUUAUCAUAUACUAUUUAUUCAUAUGCUUGGAAUCCAGAUAGUGAAAGUUGUGAAGUUUGUUAAAAAUCUAAUUUGUAAGAAUUUAUUUUCUGCAGAUUAAUUUUGUUGGCUUUAGUUCUUAAUUGA